Messenger RNA from Oncorhynchus nerka (sockeye salmon), 1844 nucleotides. Its product is annotated as survival of motor neuron-related-splicing factor 30-like. Lineage: Eukaryota; Metazoa; Chordata; Actinopteri; Salmoniformes; Salmonidae. Gene Ontology annotation, molecular function: RNA binding. The transcript has 7 exons. Bases 464 to 1174 code for a protein of 236 amino acids. Gene Ontology annotation, cellular component: precatalytic spliceosome; nucleus; cytoplasm. Gene Ontology annotation, biological process: mRNA processing; regulation of alternative mRNA splicing, via spliceosome. The record is from RefSeq and is a predicted model, not a curated record.
AUGUUAUAAGAAAUAAUCGACAUUUCCGGUUUAUUUUUAAGAUAUUUAUUUUUGCUGAUAUAUGAGAACCUAUUUCAGUAAAAUCUGAAUGUGCGUAUUUAUUCAGUUGAAACAAAUACAGAAAGAGCUGCCCCAGUCAAAAUCGUCUGUCCUCGGUUGCAACACUCUACCGAAGCAACGUCCGCACAAAAACUGUUCAUGAAAUGGGUCUCCAUGGCCAAGCAGCCGCAGACAAGCCUAAGAUCACCAUGUGCAAUGCCAAGCGUUGGCUGGAGUGGUGUAAAGCUCACCACCAUUGGACUGGAGCAGUGGAAACUCGUUCACUGGAGUGAGGAAUCACGCUUCGCCUUCUGGCAGUCUGGCGGACAAAUCUGGGUUUGGCGGAUGCCAGGAGAGCGCUACCUUCCUGAUUAAGGUUUGGUGGAGGAGGGAUAAUGGUCUGGCGCUGUUUUUCAUAGUUCGGAUGUCAGAGGAUUUGUUGAAACAGUUGGGCAGCUACAAAGCACAGUUGCAACAAGUGGAAGCCGCCUUAUCAACCGACCCUGAAAAUGAAGACCUUCUCAAAUUACAGAAAGACUUAUCGGAAGUCAUAGACUUAACAAAAGACCUCCUGACGUCGCAGCCCUCCGAAGGUACUGCUACUGCCAACAGCUCAGAUGCAGCCCCCCUGAAACAUAGGUGGAGCGUCGGGGACAGGUGUAUGACUGUGUGGAGUCAGGAUGGACAGGUGUAUGAAGCUGAGAUUGAGGAGAUAGACGGCGAGAACGGCACGGCGGCCAUCACCUUCUCCGGCUACGGGAACGCAGAGGUGGUGCCACUGCAGAACCUCAAGCCUGCCGAGGAGGGCAAGCACUCUGAGGAUGACGGGAAAUCCAAGUCCAGGAAGGAGCAGAUAGCAGACCAGAGGGAGUACAAGAAGAAGAAGGCCCAGAAGAAGGUGCUGAGGAUGAAGGAACUGGAACAGGAGCGAGAAGACCAGAAAUCCAAGUGGCAGAGUUUUAACAACAAGGCCUAUAACAAGAACAAGAAAGGACAGGUGAAGAGGAGUAUAUUUGCAUCGCCGGAGAGUGUAAACGGCAAGGUGGGAGUAGGAACAUGUGGCAUAGCAGACAAACCUAUGACCACGUAUCACGACACAUCCAAAUAUAACGUCAGGCAUCUAAUGCCACAGUGACCUAACAUUUUAUCUUCGUGUAAAAGUAUCCUAUUGUAUAGUAGCAAGAUCAUUGCUUACCUUUGUGUUUAUAUGGUUUGGGUUACCACAGUAAAGGAGCUUUGAAACAAAUUGCUUGCUCACCAUUGGUUGCCUCAUUGGGAAAUUGUCCUUACCAGUAUUAUCACAUAGAACAGCAGAAUUCUUGAUCAAAUAUAUUACCACUGUAAUGGAGUUGCAGCACAAAUAAUGGUUGUGGUGAAAUUAGUCUCGGUUGCUGUAUCCUUCUGAAUGCAACAAAGGCCAAUUUUUUUUCUCCAUGUUUUCAAUGUUACACAUUUUUCAUGUUGAACUAGACUAUAAUAUACAUUUUUACGAUUUAGUGAUAAGACCCCUUUUUAAAGCAAGUCCUAUAAAGCUAAUUUUACAUCUGACUUUUGUACAUUUAUAGGGAAACAAAUUGUUUUUUGUUUAGAGGUAAGAUGUUACACUCAUUUUUCCCUGAACCCUGAAUUUUUCAUAUUGGUACUGAAUGUUGUUUAACACAGUUCCUCCAGAUGGCAGUAAUGUAUUUUAUACCGUCUUUGUUCUGUGAUGUAUGUCAAUGACCUUAUGCCACUGCUGGUGAUAUAAGCUUUUUAAAAAAUAAAAUACAAUCAGGGAUGAGUUGUGGAUUCUCCUAUUAAACCUU